Plenodomus lingam JN3 is the source of this 1347-nucleotide messenger RNA. RefSeq lists its product as uncharacterized. The record is from RefSeq and is a predicted model, not a curated record. Lineage: Eukaryota; Fungi; Ascomycota; Dothideomycetes; Pleosporales; Leptosphaeriaceae.
AUGUACCUGAUCGCCUCUGCUGCGCUUAAGCUUACCGUGCAGAGGAAAGCAGAUCGAUAUGCUGCAGGCACAUCCUGUCAAGAAGCGCGCGAAUUCGAUUGCCAGACGCAUCUUGGGCAAGGUGAUGGUCGUCCUCCAGUUCUUACACAGUACACACUCUGGACCCUGGUUGACCGAAAUGGGUUUACUUUGCCUGGCAAGCGCGGAAUGAUACGGGUACCUCUAAAGCCCCUUCCGCGCGCUUGCCAAAGUCUACUGGGCCAAAUCGUAAGUGUUUCAGACUGGAGGGCGUGUCGUGCUCUCCCUGCCAUCGCGCAACCGUGCUUUGCAGGAGCCAAACGCAAAUGUAUGAGCAAAAUUCCACGUCGCCUGCCACCUGGGCUGGCGACAAGUUUGUCGCGCAGCUAUCCAAUCAGCCGUGGACUCAAUCAAACAGCCAGGUCGAACGCCAAUCGACCGAUGGCUCCGCGACCUAGUUGCCCAAUUGCCCCAGCGCAUGUGUCAUGUCGUGCUGUCAAGUACUUGGCCCUUGAGCGACGAUUCUCAACUGCACGACACGAGACCAGUGGUUUGAAUCGAACCUGGUGCUCCAAACGCGUCGAUCACUCCACAGAAAGGCGCAAUAUAGUUUGCAAGGCUGGUGCAGGCGGUGGGCGGCGUUUGGCCGCACUCGCUCUCGGUUGCGCCGACAUGCAUGCUUUGGCAAGUCGAGACAGGGCCAUGCAGCCUUGGGCAAGUCAGCGGCGCAAAGCCACUUUGCAACCCGUGGGCGCACAGACGUCGAUCUGGUGUCGACGGGCCGUGACGCUAGAGCCGUUGAACAUCUGCUGGGUAGCGUUGUAUUUCAACCUUUCCUCCACAACGUCCGCCAUGGAGACAUCAGACGGCGCAUAUGAUCAGCUUGCCGUACACAGACGUGUGGACGGGGGCAAUGGGCGGAAUGUGGAGUCCAUCAGGUGCGCCAUUCGGCUGGACCUCAAUGGUGCUGGCGAUAUCAGCGGCCCCAUGGCCGGAAAUUCAUCACAAGCUGAUGUUGUGACGCUGGCUUGGCGGCUCUCUCUUGUCGACACAAGCCAUUUGCAGCUAUGCCAACCCAACCUCGGAACGUUUUCGGAGAUUGGCUCGUCGAGUGAUCGCAUGUUGAUUCUUCUCGCUCUCCGAAACAAGGCGCAACUCCACGGCGAGCAGGUGUUGCUGGCUGUCUACCAGGCAGCAGAAGAAUGUUUGCUGGUUUGGCAGGCAGGUACUGGUACAGGCUUCCUGGCGGUGGACAGGCAAUUGGGCGGUGGGCAAUGGGAGCGGAAGAGUGUGAGCAGCGAGCGCUGGACUGCUGGACCGACCGCUUGA